Trichomonas vaginalis G3 is the source of this 498-nucleotide messenger RNA. RefSeq lists its product as uncharacterized. The coding region runs from base 1 to 498 and encodes 165 amino acids. NCBI's taxonomy places the organism in Eukaryota, Parabasalia, Trichomonadida, Trichomonadidae. The record is from RefSeq and is a predicted model, not a curated record. The transcript has a single exon.
AUGUUUUCCAUUUUGGAUGAUCUCAGUUCCAGUACAUAUAUUAUGGAAGACAACCUUCGCCAUUUUAUUCUUGAUUAUCCACUUCUCGAAAAGAUUAACGUAUUUCAGCAACUCUACUCACCUCUUGAUGAUAUAGAAAAACCAAGAAAUUACAUAGCAGUCGAUUUUAAGGCGAAUUUAACUGAAAUUCCCUCCAAUGAAUGGGGAGGACUUGUAAAAAACACACUAAAAAAUGAUGGUAGGGUGACAACAUUAAUAGAUGGUCAUCCAGGGCGAGAUACUUACUAUUAUGCCAUUGGUUUAUAUUGUACAGCGCAUGAUCGAUAUAUUGAAAGAGGCCUUCCCACGAACGACAACGACCAAUUAACUAAACAUGUUAGAUUGUGGGCUAUGGUUCCAGCAACGUACGAUAUGAUCUACUGUCCUUCGAUUCAGUCUUAUUAUUUCUUAAAUAACUUUGCGUGCUUCUUUGUUUUCCUUUUAUUCCCACCUAAAUGA